Messenger RNA from Miscanthus lutarioriparius, 924 nucleotides. The record is from the annotation of a GenBank genome assembly. Lineage: Eukaryota; Viridiplantae; Streptophyta; Magnoliopsida; Poales; Poaceae.
AUGCAUUGGUGGGAGGAGUGGCAGCUGCGCAUCCUCAUCUUGGGCAGCCUCAGCGUUCAGUGCUAUCUCGCUCUAUUUGCCAGUUCUCGUAAGAAGCAUAUCAAGCCAUUGUAUAGAUUGUUCAUCUGGCUGGCAUACCUAGGCGGCGAUGCUCUAGCGAUUUAUGCCCUCGCCACGCUCUUUAAUCGCAACAAGAAGGACCAGCACCAGCCUGUAAAUGGCAGCCGUGAUCUAGAGGUGUUAUGGGCCCCUAUCUUGCUUAUGCACCUCGGUGGACAGAUGAAUAUAUCUGCAUACAAUAUCGAAAACAACGAACUAUGGAGGCGUCACAUUCUUACUGCAGUAGCUCAGGUCACCGUGGUCGCCUACGUGUUUUGCAAGUCAUGGUCACCCUCAGCCGAUAAGCGGUUAUUAGCUGCAGCAAUUCUGCUCUUCAUCAUUGGUGUUUUCAAAUGCUUCGAUAAACCCUCGGCUCUCAAGAGGGCAAGCUUUAAUAGCAUAGUCAGCUCUUUCCUUCCUGCCCCGAGGACCAAGACAAAGAAAAGAGAAGUUGAGCUUGAAGAAUACUUACAAGAAACACGAGGUUUUGUGCAACACAACCAAGAUCCCGCACCAUUGGAGUCUAAUGAACGACGAAAACACAUAGAGCAACUCUCUAUAACUGACAAGCUAUUUGUAGACUAUGCAUAUGUCUACCAUGACCGUUUGGCUAACAUGAAAUCCUUCUGGUUACUGGACAAAGAAACCGCUUAUGAGGCUCUACGUGUAGGGCUCUCCAAAACUUUUGAUUUUAUCUAUAGCAAGGAAUUUCAGUUUGAUGAUAAGAACAGAGAUGCACCUUUCUGUGGUAAUUUCUGCUCUUUACUUAUAUGGCUAGAGAGUGAAAAUUGCAACGCGAAGAAUCCGCAAAAAGGAGGCAAGUAA